Lethenteron reissneri (Far Eastern brook lamprey) is the source of this 3660-nucleotide messenger RNA. It is a transcript of the gene PDIA6, whose product is annotated as protein disulfide isomerase family A member 6. NCBI's taxonomy places the organism in Eukaryota, Metazoa, Chordata, Hyperoartia, Petromyzontiformes, Petromyzontidae. Gene Ontology annotation, cellular component: endoplasmic reticulum lumen. Gene Ontology annotation, biological process: response to endoplasmic reticulum stress. Gene Ontology annotation, molecular function: protein disulfide isomerase activity; protein-disulfide reductase activity. The record is from RefSeq and is a predicted model, not a curated record.
ACCGCGAAUCGUAAAGGUUAAUAAUCGCCCGCGUGUCGUGAAUCGAUUCCUGUAUAUAAAUUCACGUUGGUGGGGAGGGGGGCGUGUUGGACAGCGUUGAAGAGCGACAAUCGAAGCAUGGGGUUCUUCCACGGUGCUGUGGUUCUGGGAGUGCUGGUGGCCGGGGCACAAGCCCUGUACUCGCCAAGCGAUGAUGUGAUAGAACUGACGGCCAGCAACUUCAACCGUGAAGUUGUCCAGAGUAAUGACCUGUGGCUCGUGGAGUUUUACGCACCCUGGUGUGGGCAUUGCCAAAGGCUAACACCAGAAUGGAAGAAGGCGGCCACCGCUCUUAAGGGCAUAGUGAAGUUGGGCGCUGUGGAUGCAGACGAGCACAAGGGACUCGGCUCCACAUACAACGUUCGUGGAUUUCCCACCAUCAAGAUCUUUGGCAAUAACAAGAACAAGCCUGAGGACUUCAACGGUGGCAGGACGACACAGGGUAUAGUGGACGGUGCUUUGGGUGCCCUGCGGUCACUUGUGAAGGAUCGGCUCGGAGGAAAGGGAGGCUCUGACUCUGGAAAACAGGGAGGAAGCAGCGGUGGUUCUGGAAGUGGCAAAGAUGACGUCAUCAACCUCUCGGACGAUGACUUCAAUAAGAAAGUCAUCGGCAGUGAUGACACCUGGAUUGUGGAGUUCUUUGCGCCUUGGUGUGGCCACUGCAAAAAAUUGGAACCUGAAUGGGCUGCUGCAGCCACUGAGGUGAAGGCACAGACAAAUGGGCGUGUGAAACUCGCUGCUGUGGACGCCACCGUCAAUCAGGAACUCUCCAACCGCUUUGGGAUCCGAGGUUUCCCCACCAUCAAGGUGUUCCGCAAGGGUGAGGACGAGCCACAGGAGUACCAGGGUGGCCGCACCAAGUCUGACAUUGUGGCGUAUGCUCUUGAACUGUACACCGACAAUGCUCCUGCUCCUGAGGUCGUGGAGAUCCUCAACCAGGAUGUGGUAAAGAAAAGCUGUGAAGAGCAUCAGCUGUGCAUUGUGUCCAUCCUGCCACAUAUUCUUGACACAGGGGCUGCUGGCAGGAAUGGCUACAUCACCACCCUACAAGGGAUGGCCGAAAAAUACAAGAAGAAGCUGUGGGGGUGGCUGUGGACAGAAGCUGGGGCUCAGCCUGAGCUGGAGGAUUCCCUGGGGAUCGGAGGUUUCGGCUAUCCAGCCAUGGCGGCUGUCAACGCGCGUAAAAUGAAGUUCGCCAUCCUCAAGGGCUCCUUCAGCGAAAGCGGCAUCAACGAGUUCCUGCGGGAGCUGUCUGUGGGACGGGGCUCGACAGCACCGGUCAAGGGAGCUGCUUUGCCGCCAAUCAUCAGUAAGGAGGCGUGGGAUGGCAAGGAUGGAGAGCUGCCAGUGGAGGACGAUAUUGACCUCAGUGAUGUCGAGCUGGACGAAUUUGACAGAAGCGAGCUCUAACCACGUCGCAGUAAUCAUCCCGUCUCUCCUCCCAGACACAACCUCCCCACCGAAAUCUCUUCUCUACCUUGUCCGCACACACGUCUGCCUCCUUGACCCACUCUUCCACGCACACACUAGCGUGUGCGCGCACAACCGCGUGUGUGCGCACAGAGCUGUAUACGCACGUGCACACGGCGUCGUGCAUGCAUGCAUACAACUGCGUCCACGCGCGCAACCGCCACCCCACCCCUGCACCAUACACCCAGCCUUUCCUACUGCUUCUCACCAUCAGCAACAUGCAAUUGCACACACGUGAUAUCAGAAUCUUCAUACUGGAGGAAUAAGAUGAACUAUCAAGCUCUUUGUCACACGUCCAGGAGGAGCGGGGUCAGCAAGCUAAACACUGGGGAAACAAUACAGCUGUUCCAUCAACGUAAAAAACAUGACCCGUGUAAAGGUUUCCCAGAUAUAAAAUACGGUCUGUUGAAGGGUGGCUUUUAGGUUUUUUUAAUUUUGAAUUUGACAGUGCUUUUUCCAACUGCAUCCAAGAACAGGGCUCGUCUUAAAAAUUAGUAUGGGGACGUGCCAGUGGCAGCAUGGGGAGGAAAGUGUAAGGGUGCUCGUGCAUGAUAUGGGCUGGUUAUCUGUCAUAGUGUGGCAAUGUGCGAAUCGGGAUAUUCGACUGCUCAAGCAGGGUGGUUGGCAAGUUGCAUUUUUCAUGAUGCGUUCAUAAAAGGUGUUCAUCCUCCAAAAUUACUACCUAUGCCACAGUGGCAGGAAUAAACAGCAGUGGCAGAAAUUGAGGGAACUGCCCUCGUGUUCUCCCUGUACACAAGCCCUUUGGUCUGACUCGUGCGUUUGCAGAAAGGCAGUUUCCACUGGGUUUUUUGGCAGAAAGGUGAAAAACAGGUCUCUUCCUGAAUAAUCAAAGAAGUCACUUCUGCUGUGCAUGCACAUGCAUUAUAAAUGCAUGCACUUAGGUUGAGAGUGCCCUGUGCAAUCCCCAUUGUUCUGCACGCUCCACGACCCUUUCAUACCUGCCAAUGGCACCCCCAUGUAUUGAAGUCGAGCGUGUGCAAGUCUUCCUCCGCAACCCAAAAAGGCCUAUCUGUAAAGGUUGACUCUUCACCUAAUGCUGCUCAACAGGUCGUUCCCUUUAGUGGAUGUGCAGCCCUGAUGUAGAGACUUUUACUGAUAUUUAUAGACGUUCUUGAAAAGCCAUGUUCACAAUUUCGUAAACGUACGAAGGAGUUUGUAAAAUGGCUAUUGGUUGGUUAUUUUACGUUUUUUGUAAAGGGGUUUGCUUCAUUUAAAUUAACCACUGCUUUCGAACAUCACCUUGCAAUUUAAUGGCUCGCGUUCACCAACCACGAACAAAGUAAACCAGUGACCAUGUUAAUGCACCUCCAAUUUUAAUUCAAAAUGACUGCAGUCAAUUGGUUAUUGUACGCCAAUUACAUUCGUCACCGUUGUAAUGGCUUGGUAAUUAAACUUUAUUGGUUAUUAAAGUUGCUGGUGAUUUUGCGCCAUGCUGUCCAAUAAAAUUCCUGCAUAAAUUUUUGGCAGCUGGUUUAGGCUUUUGGAAUGUUUUGGUCUUGCAGUGCCGUGCCACUGAUUCCUUGGCUCGGGUGAAAUUGUUAUGCACUUGCCGUUUCAUGCUUUCUUGAUGGCGCCGUGUGGUUAAUUAAACCACCCCAGUCGCUUCACUUGAAGCCAGGCAGUCUCCCUCCAUUGCCAGACAAUUCAUGUCGAGGAGGAUUUGGCUUGACGAGAUGCAGUGCACAAAGUCCUACUCGGCUGUUUUAACCAAUUAAUGAUUAAAUACUGGGGUGCUGUGUGAAAAAUAUGGCAGUGUUUGAGGUAGGCAUCGGUCUGCUAAUGUUCUUAGGAUGUUGGUUAUUUGUAAUGCGCAUUCAAGCAUAGUUUGCUUGAAAUGCACCUUGAGGUGGAUUUGCGGGGGGCUUUUCAUAUAACUCUUCACACGUUUAACAGUUGGCAUGGGCAAUGACUAUUGCCCAACCAUCGACCAGUUUACCAAUGACUCCUGCUAGCCCAGACCCUAGCCGACAUGCAGUACUGUAUUUGAAUUGGGAGGUUCUUGGUUUAUUCAUACAUGUUUAGUGGGAAAUGCACCUAUGCUAGAGUGCAUUUUUCCCACCACAAUGCAUCUGAAACUGGUGACACCCUUGCCAUUUGGAAGCCUCAAUAAAAACGUGGCUUAUUUUCCAA